Molecule: messenger RNA, 1482 nt
Organism: Aspergillus wentii DTO 134E9
Lineage: Eukaryota; Fungi; Ascomycota; Eurotiomycetes; Eurotiales; Aspergillaceae
Exons: 1
Coding region: 1-1482 (493 amino acids)
Source: RefSeq, a predicted model, not a curated record
AUGGCACGCCCCAAACAAACAGCCCGAGGGCCAAAGCAUGAAUUGAGACACCACCGCUACACCGACCAUGCUGGGCAGCCAGCUGCACUGCUCAAAGACCAAUUUACUCAUCCUGAAGAAGUGCCCCCGGAGGACGACUGGGCUGAAGUUCCUCAACUCGCCUUUCAGGUUUACAGCACCAUCCCUUUGGAUCCAGAUCAUACUGCUCUAUACAAUUAUCUAUCCACUCAGAUUGACUUCUGGCCUCAGCCCUGCUUUGAGAUUUACGCGCCUCAACCUGAUGCUUUCGCCUGUGUGGAGCAUCAGAGACGAGAAAUCGCCCACCGCAAGCGUUUCAGGCCAGGAGAUGAAUUCUUCCCUGGGAUUGCCAAAAUUGUACCUGAUGACGGAGAGCGACUUCCUCAGGGACUGCUGAUAGUGAUCCGAUCAGAUAGCUACCGCCAGAGCUGGGCGGGCCCCAAUGAAAAAGAGGGCGAUGGGACAUGUCCGUUGUGGGUGACUUUUAAUCGGUGUUUUCCGCAGAAGACAGAGGUGGAUGUCCGCUCGCGGUAUACAUUCGCCCCGCCAUACGCGAGGGCUUUGAUUCCUCACGUGGAUCAAGACGAGGAUCUAUCUCUUGAACGAAGUGAGACUGUGGUGGUUUUGCGCAAUGCAGUCGCAGAUCUGAGCUGUGAUCUCAAAUAUGUGUUCAACAGAAGCCGUCUGAUGAACUCCGAUUUUGAUUAUGGUUUUGACGAAGAUGAGGGACAGCCAUACGAUUCCAGUCAGCCUAUUUCACCCAGAGAUCGUGAGGCGAUUGACGAAAAAGCGGAAUCCUCGCUCCUUGAUGGUCUCACUGUAUCAUCACCGUCAGAUGGCACUGUUACAAUCACCACACCCUCUGCAGUGGCAGACCCAGACCUUCAAUACAUCAUCCAUGUCUCAUUCCCGCAUUCCGCCCAAGAUCUAGAAGGAAUCGCACGAGCAUUCACCUCCACUAUGCUGGAGAACCUUCCCACCCAAAAGUCGAUCUACUUUGGCUUCCGCUCCUCACGUUCAUCUAUAGGCCAUAUUGUGAAUACCCAUCGUGAAAUUGUCAACACUCACCCAGGAAUGAAGAUAGGUGCAAUCCAAACGGUAACACUAUUUCGUGGGACCCCACCACAAAGACAAAAAAUGCGGCUUUUCCCUUCUACGAGACGGGAAUCGAGCUUUGAAAAUCCCUGGUUUGGUGACACAUAUAAAACUUUCAUCGUCAUCCUUGAUCGGCCGGAUUUUCUGGCUGGACCUGGCGUUCUUUUCCUUCUCGCAGACCCAGAACCCUCGGAUGAAUACCCGCCAGCGAAAAAUCCUGACACACAACAUAUGUCAAAUCCAUUGUACUCCCCUAGGAAUCCUCGGAUAUAUCAAGCUUGGCGAAGUAUGGGCAUGCCUGCCGUGGCACGAAGACUGGCAAUGCUUGUUCUAGAAGAGUCAAGAGAUGAGGUGACUCAGGGAGGGUAG